Molecule: messenger RNA, 1254 nt
Organism: Mytilinidion resinicola
Lineage: Eukaryota; Fungi; Ascomycota; Dothideomycetes; Mytilinidiales; Mytilinidiaceae
Exons: 2
Coding region: 1-1254 (417 amino acids)
Source: RefSeq, a predicted model, not a curated record
AUGACACAUCUAGAACAGCUUCUAGCUGUUGCUGCUCUCGUUACUGGCGUGACAUGUAUUACAUUUGCUGGACCAAUAGCUACGCCUCUAGUUCCUCAGAGGCUGAUCGACGGAUGGAGUCCGAAACCAACACAGGGCCCAUCGCCGAAUGAACUUCGAAAGAGACAAUUUGACUCUUCAGAGACAUGUGGAUGGGUAGAUGGCGACUUUUCAUCUCAAAUAGGAUGUUCAGUUGGAGCCACCUGCAUGCUCCUCACAGAUAUAUCACCUGGUAUGGCUGGCUGUUGUUCAGCCUUUGACUUCCAGAACUGCGGCUACGUCAACACGUGCAUGGACUAUUCCAGCAUGAUGGGCGGCGCCUGCGAUUCCGACUGCAUGUCCAACACAUUCAUCAUGAAGUGCACAGACAACAUCUCCCCCUACUGCGUCUCCUGGACCUAUAUCUCCGACAAUGUGCAAGAUUAUGGCUGCGGGACCGAAUCCUUAUCCAUCUUUGAAACUAUCCAACAGGACGUCACUGACGCCGCAAAUUUCAUCACAACUUCGCUCUCCCUUCCAUACGUCGGCGCCAACAUCGUCACGGGCUACCAAUCAACAGCAACAGCCGCCGCUAUCACUACCACCAAGACUGCAAAGGCAUCGCGGACGUCCUUAGACGCGACUGACACAACCAACCUCUUCUCCACAGCCACAGCUGCCCCCUCCACCAGCUCCACAACCACCAAAGUCCCCAUUGGCCUCAUCGCCGGCGUCGCAGGCGGCGCCUUCUUCCUCCUCCUCGCCAUCGCCAGCCUCAUAAUCUUCUUCUGCCUCCGCCGCAAGCAAAAGCGCGCGGCCGCCUCCAACGCCGCCGCGCUUGCAGCCGCAACAGCAUCACGGCCGCAAUCACAAUACUACCCUAACAACACCCGACCACAAUCGCUGUACCAACCCAUGCAGCAGACUCCUAACCUCCCCCCGCCCAUGCCCGCGGCGCCAGAGGGCUACUCGUACUUAGGGCAGCCGAACCAGCCGUACAAUCCCGAAUCGAAGUUUGCGACGCAGACGGUCAGCCCGGUAUCUGCGCCGCAGACGCCUGCGCCGGCUUAUGCUGCGCCUGUGGGGUUUCAGACGCCGGGGGCGGGUGGGUAUGCGCCGUUGCCGGCGGCGAGUCCGGGAGCGUUGCCGCGGGGGGUGGUGGAGGUGGAUGCGACGAGUAGGCCGCAUCUGGCUCAAGGGGGUGGGCCGAUUUACGAGAUUGGGGGUGGGAAGUAG